AUGGCAAGGAUCCUGAAAGUUGGAGGUGCUUGCAAGGCAGCAGUGAAGGCCAAGACAUGUAAAGGUGCUACCGCUGCUGCUGCUGCUGCUGCUGGGCAUGCUGCCAAGGGUAGAAAACGCCAAGACUACCGACAGGAAACUAUGGACCUUGCUUUAAAGAAAGUACGGGAGGAAGGAAUGGCAAUACGAGAAGCGAGCAGAGUUUACGAAUUGCCAAGGACAACCCUCCAAGACAAAGUGCACAACCGCACCCCUGAUGUCGGGAAACCUGGUCCCAAGCCUGUACUAACACAAGCAGAGGAAGAGGAACUUACUAAGUAUGUGAAAUACAUGUCUCAGAUCGGCCAUGGACGUGUGAAAGAGGAACUGCUUGAUAUUGUGCAGAAAAUUAUUGAGAAAGAUGGGAGGCCCAACCCAUUCAAAGACGGUCGUCCCGGUAAAGAUUGGUUUAAAGCAUUCAUGGCACGGAAUCCCUCACUCUCCAUUAGGACAGCUGAACAUUUGGGCCUAGAAAGGGCCAUUGUUACUCCAGAGAAGAUCCUUAAGUGGUUCAGAGAGAUGACUGAAUAUUUUAAAGAUUUGGACUUGUUAGAUAUCUUUGAACACCCAGAGAGAUUGUUCAACUGUGACAAGAGUGGGUUUCCACUCUGUGUAAGAACUGGUAAGAUUCUAGCAGCCAAAGGUGUGCGUAGUGUCUACAGUUUUGGUAAUUCAAAUAAGAGCCAAAUAACCACAAUGGCUUGUUUCAGUGCUGCAGGCCAGUACGUGCCUCCCUUGGUGAUCUUCCCUGGCAAGAGGAUGCAAAAUUACCUGCUUCAGGGGGCUGACGAGUUUUGCCAUGGGAUAUCCCCAAAUGGGUGGAUGGACUCUGAGGUCUUUUUUGAAUAUAUUGCAAACCACUUCUACCCUGUAGUUAAGGACAUGGGCAUGAAGUUGCCCAUCAUUCUGUUUGUGGAUGGUCAUGCCUCUCAUGUUAAUCUUGAAACAGCCAAGUUUUGCUGGGACAAGGGGAUACACCUCUACUGUUUCCCAAGCCAUUGUUCUCACAUUCUGCAGCCUUGUGACUUGUCUUUCUUCAAGCCAUUAAAAGAUGAAUGGAGAAAAGCAGUCAGAAGAUGGCAGAAUGAGAACAUUGGUCAGUGUGUUACAAAAAAAUGUUUCAGUGCAGUCUUUAAAGGAGCAUAUUAUGCCACUGUCUCAAAGGAAAAGGCAGUAAAUGGAUUCAAGGAAGCCGGGUUAUUUCCAUUGAAUCCAAAUGCUGUAGACUUCAGCAAGACAAAACCAUCUUCAGUUCUCUCUCCGCCCUCAGAGUCAGCCCUUUCCUCUUCCUCCUCCUCGGAGUCUGGCCUCGCUGGUUCAUCCUCUGUGUCCAGUAUUGUUGUCCCGUCCUCUGCCCUCUCAGAUCAGUCGCAGGUCCUUGCUAAUCAGCUUUCUCCCCCUCCUCCUACCCAUGUCCCCUUGAAAGAAAACUCGCAUGAAGAUGACGGAGACAUUGUGAUCCUCACACCACCACUACAAGCAUUUGAGUCCACUUUGACUGAGUUCCAAAUCGCCCAAUUCCAAAAACGGUAUGAUGAAGGGUAUGAUUUAAACACAGACAGACUUUUUAAAGAGAGACUUCAUAGAUAUUUGAUGUACUGA
Messenger RNA from Lineus longissimus, 1641 nucleotides. RefSeq lists its product as uncharacterized. NCBI's taxonomy places the organism in Eukaryota, Metazoa, Nemertea, Pilidiophora, Heteronemertea, Lineidae. The transcript has a single exon. Bases 1 to 1641 code for a protein of 546 amino acids. Gene Ontology annotation, cellular component: nucleus. The record is from RefSeq and is a predicted model, not a curated record. Gene Ontology annotation, molecular function: DNA binding.